Molecule: messenger RNA, 561 nt
Organism: Macrobrachium nipponense
Lineage: Eukaryota; Metazoa; Arthropoda; Malacostraca; Decapoda; Palaemonidae
Exons: 1
Coding region: 1-561 (186 amino acids)
Source: RefSeq, a predicted model, not a curated record
AUGGCUCAUAAAGAAUCCUCCCGGAUGCGUAAAGAACCGGAGGGUAGAAAUAAAACGAUCCUACUCCUCCCCCCAAUUCCUCUUCCUCCUCCUCCUUCCCCCACAAUGCCUAUUUUUCCUCCUCCUCAUCCAAUUCCUGCUCCUCCUCCUCCAACUCCCACUCGUCCUCUUACAAUUCCUCCUACUCCAGUGCUCCAUCCUCCUCUUCCAGUUCCUCCUCCUCCCCUACCUCCUCAAAUUCCUCUUCGUCCUCCUGCAACUCCUCCCCGCCCCACCUCCUCAAAUUCCUCUCCUUCGUCCUCCUCUUCCUCUUCCUCCAACACCUCCUCAAAGUCCUCUUCGUCUUCCUCCUCCAGUUCCUCAUCCUCUCCAACCUCCUCAAAUUCCUCUUCGUCCUCCUCCUCUUCCAAUUCCUCCUCCUCCACCACCUCCUUAAAUUCCUCUCCGUCCUCCUUCUCCUCCACCUCUUCCAAUUCCUCCUCCUCCUCUGCCAAUUCCUCCUCUUCCUCCUCCUCCUCCCCUUCUGCCAAAUUAAUUACAAUGACGCCGGUCCAUCAGUGA